Molecule: messenger RNA, 828 nt
Organism: Aaosphaeria arxii CBS 175.79
Lineage: Eukaryota; Fungi; Ascomycota; Dothideomycetes; Pleosporales
Exons: 2
Coding region: 41-655 (204 amino acids)
Source: RefSeq, a predicted model, not a curated record
GUCAGUUAGUGGCCAGCAAUCUCAUAUCAAUCAGCUAUACAUGCGAAUGAAAAGCUUGUUACGAGACGAGAAGAGAUUGAAGUUCGCAUGGGAAGACAUUGAUUAUACGUGGCAGAGAGCCAAGAAGGAUCAUACCCAAACCAUGCAGGAACUGAAAUACACCCAAAGAGGAUUGGACUCAGAUUUGGCGCGCCAAAGUGGAUGGGCCAUGAAGCAGCUAGAUAGUAGCUACUACCGCACCCGCGACCAGACUUUGGCUGCAUCGGAGGCCGCCCAGAGCGCUGUGAACACCUACGGUCAAGUAUUUUGUCGCGAGCUCUGCGAUACGAUCCAACGGAAACUCCCAACGGAACUCCAAGUACAGAUAUAUGAUUAUGUGAGAGGCCCCGCGGAGCUCCAAAUCGGGGAAAACUCCGUUACCAUCGCCUCUGAAGUGGGAAAGAUCACGUACCUAGUGGACUUCGAUAAUCCGCAUGGUUUACAACUCAUGCCUGGCUGUUCGAUAGAACUCCUCCCACACUAUCGGAACGCAGAGUACAUGGGACGGGAGGUCGUCGACAGAUACUUCACUGUGGAUCUUUUCCACUCCUUAAAAUUCGCAUCCCAGACCCUGGUGGAGAAGUUUCUUUCCUCUGAUGUUUUGCACCAGGACUGAAUCCGGCGUCGUUGGCUCGGAAGGUGACAAUCAUUUUGCCGACCACACCCUAUCCACCCUAUCCACCCUAUUAUACCCAGAAGUGGACGGAGCCGACGCUUGUAAAAUGGAGGAACGACAAGCUGGAUGCGGAACGUGCGGUAGUAACCGAAGCACUGGAAACAAUUCUCCUG